UUUAGUGUAGUCUACUCUCCAAAGCAAACAAAAAACCGUUCCUCUUUAUUAUUCCAAUUCCAAAGUUGGCGUAGUAAUUAAGGAAAGAAGCCGAAUGAGAACAACUUCAUCUUCUUCAAUCCUAUCACUUCGCACCGUCUUCGUCUUCUUCUCCUUCUUCUUUCUCUUCUCGUUUCGAUCUUCCUUUGGAGACUGUUCAGAGUACGAUCACGCGCCAAUGGCUACGCUCGGAGGCUUGCGCGAUUCCCAAGGAUCUGAGAACACCCUAGACACCGAAGCCCUUGCUCGUUUCGCUGUUGACGAGCACAACAAGAAACAGAAUGCACUUCUGGAGUUUGGGAGGGUGUUGAAGGCACAGGAGCAGGUUGUUGCUGGCACUAUGCAUCAUCUUACUAUUGAGGCUAUUGAAGCCGGCGAGAAAAAGAUCUACGAAGCCAAGGUAUGGGUGAAGCCCUGGAUGAACUUUAAAGAACUCCAAGAGUUCAAGCAUGCUGGUGCAUCGCCAUCAAUUACUGCUGCAGACCUUGGUGUCAAGAAAGAUGGUCACAAACCAGGAUUACAAACUGUGCCAACAAAUGAUCCUCAAGUUCAAGAUGCUGCAAACCAUGCUAUAAAGACCAUCCAGCAGAGGUCCAAUUCAUUAGUGCCUUAUCAGCUUCAUGAGGUGGUUGAUGCAAAAGCUGAGGUCAUUGAUGAUUUGGCAAAGUUUAAUUUGCUGCUGAAAGUGAAGCGGGGAGAAAAGGAAGAGAAGUUCAAAGUGGAAGUGCAUAAAAAUAAUGAAGGUCGAUUCAAUCUGAAUCAGAUGGAACAAGAUCAUUCCUAAUUCUAAUGAGAAAACUAUAGGGGUCAUGAUCCCUUAACUUUGCGCCUUCUAAUGCUAUAUAGGAUCUUUGUAUGACUCGAUACACUUUGAUACUUCAUCGGAUAUUUGCUAUUGUGAUGGCUUACCUAUUAUGUAUCCGUAUUUAUCUCUUUGUAUGUUGGCUUCGAGAGAUGAGAAAAGAUCACGAUUUAUAGUAUAAAUUGUUGCAUA
This is a messenger RNA of Arachis duranensis, 1033 nucleotides long. RefSeq names its product cysteine proteinase inhibitor 6. Bases 95 to 823 code for a protein of 242 amino acids. The record is from RefSeq and is a predicted model, not a curated record. Lineage: Eukaryota; Viridiplantae; Streptophyta; Magnoliopsida; Fabales; Fabaceae. Gene Ontology annotation, molecular function: cysteine-type endopeptidase inhibitor activity. The transcript is spliced from 4 exons.